This is a messenger RNA of Lytechinus pictus (painted urchin), 3667 nucleotides long. RefSeq lists its product as uncharacterized. The transcript is spliced from 2 exons. The coding region runs from base 220 to 966 and encodes 248 amino acids. NCBI's taxonomy places the organism in Eukaryota, Metazoa, Echinodermata, Echinoidea, Temnopleuroida, Toxopneustidae. The record is from RefSeq and is a predicted model, not a curated record.
AGACUAGUCAUACAAGUGCACUUGGGCAUAACGCUAUCCACAACACCAGACUCAAAACCUGUAUGAUAUACAUUGUCAGCCCUUCCUCUGUGUGGCUGGCUGUUGUUUGCAUGUUCACAAUACAAUGUAGCUUUAAGUCUUUUAUAAUCUGAUGGCGGACAGUAUAUUCCAUUUUGGGUGCUAGUUCCUUCUUGCUGUACACACUUUGGAUCUUGAAACAUGGCUGCUGAUGAUACAUGUGUUACUGUUACAGAUGAUAUUCAAUCCUCUGGUGACCUACAACUAAGUGCCUUACUAAGUUCUAUGAUAAAGGAACACACAGUUCUAGUAGAGAAGAGUCAACUACCAAGCAUCAGAGAAAAAAAAGCCAAAGCAAUACAGGAAGUCAAAGCAAGAAUUGCAAAGACUAAACUCAGAGCGCUGGAUGAGAAACAGAUCUUGAAAAAGAUAGCCAAUAUGAAGAGACAUAUCAAGAAAAAGAUUGAAUUAAUGAAUGCUAAUGAACGCAAGACGGUAACACUAUGUCGAUGGGAGCAGGAAUUAUAUGAUGUAUUGAAAGGAAAAAAAGACUCCUCUGUGUCGAUGGUACCCAAUAGCCAUUCCAUGACAUCGAGCUUCAUUCCAAGUAGCAUGCCUGUAACAAAACCCAAUAAUACAUCUCUUUCGGAUGUAACCAUGGCAACAGAACUAGCACAUGAACAUGAUGAAAGCUGUGAUGGAUGCAAGGGUGAAAUAGAAUUGGAAUAUUGUGAUGUGACAUCCCAUGAACCAAUGAGAGGAGUUAAGAGAAGUCAUCUACCUGGUGAAACAGAAGAAACAGCUUCACUAACCAUAGCAGAUCUUAGAAGAUUAGUACUACUAGAACAACUCAGAUAUACAAGAAUGAAAAUACGUCGUCUGGAACAACAAGGAAUCAAUGAUGAUCAUCUGCCAUGUAACACUCAUUGUAACAAUUACUUUGACUGAAAUGAUAUCAUCAGUAGCAUUCAUGAACUAUCUUUGCACUAAAUAUUUUCAGAGGUGUACUUGCAAAAAUAAACCACAUGGGCAGUUCCAUGCAUUAUGAACAUUACACAUUUUCACAGAAACAUUGUUAGUGCUAACAAUGCAUUAACAGAGGCCCUGUUACACUCAGUGAGGUCGCAGCAAAGUCUAGCGUCACAACAAGAUGUUUUCUACAUCUUGGAUCAACAUUUUACAUCACCAUCCAGAAGAUAUGUCUGGGCCUAUAGUGCUCUGUUACUAGGAUAACAAUGUUUCUGUGCUACCAGUACAGGCCUGUAAGAUAAAAACCAACUUUUUUUAUUCACAGCUUAUAUCAUACAAUCAUACACAAAACACCUAUGUUUAGAAAUCAAGAUUUUUUUUUUAUCCAUUCCAGUAGAUCAUGUGGUAUUUAUGAAACUUCAUGUUGCAUUAUUUAUGGACAUUUCAUUACAGUAAUGCAUGUAACUGUCCAUGAGUUAAUUCUUCUUUUGAAGAAUAUUAUAGCAGGACUUGAGUUUACACAACUCUUUUAAUUUCAAUCCUGUACUUUAAUUUUUUUUUGGAUAGAAAAGUCAAGUUGAUAAGUACAAACUAAUUCUAGUAAACUAGAGAUAUUGCUCAGUCAUGUUAUUACAGGCUAUUACAUGCUAUCAAGAUAAAGGUUCCAAUACAUUUGCUCCUGACCAGUAACAAUUGCUCCAAAGGAAAUCAGCCAAACAUAAAACCUAACCUCAAAAGAACUGAAUGAUAACUCUCUAGCCCCAUGCCCUCACACUGGACCAAAUGAAGCUGGUGUCACACAUUAGAUAGAAAUAUACUGUACCAUUAAUGUAAGAGAAUUAUCAUCAGCUGUAAGACACAGACUGGUUCAAAGAAUAGAUGUACCCUAACAUUGCUUUUGGUUACAAUGUAGUGGGUAACCAAUUUCGUACAAGAGCUAAGUUUCCACGUAGGGUCCAGGGUCCCGUAACACAAAGGUUAGCGAUUAAUUGUACACUUGAUAUUUAUGAUUAAUUGUACAUUGUAGUCAAUGAAAUCAAUUAUAGAAAAACGUGCUAUGAUCGUUGCUAAGUUUUGUGUUACAAGCCCAAGAUCACUCAUAUUCACGUAGAAUCUGUAGAAGUAAAAUCUGUUUGGGUUAAGUGAAAUAUAACUCAGAAGAUGUUAAUAAUACAUGUUUUGUAUAUUCUGGUCUGAAAAUACUUCAACUUUUUUUAAAGUCAAUUAUUCAACUUCUGGUAGGUGAACUAAUUAGGCCUGGGUCUAAAACCCGGGUACCCGGGUCCCAACCGGAAGCCUCAGGUACCCGGGUAGAAAAAUCAAUACCUGAUACCUCAAAAUUGCUUACCAGUAUAACAUGUACAGUAUUUGAUUUGUAUUGUGUAGUGUAAAACACAUUACCCCUUCCAUCUGGACAUGGAUGUUACUCUUAGUGACAUCGAAACUAGGCAAUUGCAUAAUUCCAAAAUGUGAAUUGAAUGUCCCAUUAUAUGACAAAUAACCCUGAUAUUUGAUCAAAUACCAGUACAUAAAAGACAGAAACAUCAAAUUUUGUGCAGCAAUCCUUCGCAAUGGUAAAGACAAUUAACAUGUCCGCAGUUGAGAGUUUGAGACAUUACGGUGCCAAUGAAGAAAACAAAUUAUCAAAUAAAAAGAAAAGGAAAUUUUCUCUGCUUUACAAAAAUUAGACUGUUUUUCGGCUCGUCUAAACUAUAAAAACAUAUUUUCACGAUAGGUUUCUUCACUUUAUAUAAUAUAGCCUAUAUUAUUUAGAUCUAAAUUAUCUUUUCAAUGAACAAAAGUAUUGUGUUUUUAAUAGUGCUAGAUUCGCAUUAUCUUCUUAGUUUUUCUAGCCAAUUAUGGGGUUGUUCCACCAGUCAUAUUUCAUGCGACAUGAUUUUUGGGUACCCAGGUACCCACCCGAAAAUUACCGCAGGUACCAGAAGACAAAUAUACUUGAAAGUCACAGGCCUAGAACUAAUGCAUACUUAACUGUAGGUUACAAAUUUGUUUCAACAUUUGAAAAAAGAACAUCUUGAGCAAAAAUUUCCAGUAUAUUGAAUAUAUCAAUUAUUAGACUGAAAAGAAUGGAUUUCACUGCCAGAAUUUUGAAUUGGAAUAAUGAUCAAUAGCUUGAAAUAAAAUUUUGCCUUACUAUACAUGUCUCUUCCAUUUGUUUCUCCCAGUCAUUCCUGGCAUCAUCAAGAGUUUUGACUGAUGCAUGGUACUGGGCAUCUAUAAAGAGAGAGAGAGAAGAUUAGAUAUCAUUAACAAUACUUCACAGAGAAAGAAGAAUCCAGAGAAAUUACAGGAACAUGAGGAGUUCCAUCCUUAUUAGUAUAUGCUUUAAAAUCCAUCAUCAACACCAGCUUCAUAAGUCAUUUUUAAAGCCAUGUUAAAAGAAUAAAAUACCUCUUGUACACACCAUCCUGAAAUUUCUUGAGGGCAGAAUUGACAUCUUCUUUCAUAAGCUUAAGCACGUAUAGAAAUAGACAACUUAGUACUUGAUCAUACAAAAAUUCACGUUAUAAUUCAUGUAAGCCCAACAAUCAGGCACUAAACCUUGUGUGACUUGGCUUUAACAUUAUAGGAAUGAAACUGCAAUACAAUUUAUUAGGUAAUUAAAAGUUUAACUUUGAUAAUAAUUACUGAAGCAUACUAAUAAAUAUCUGAAAAAUAA